AUGACAGGAGGCAAGAGCAAGCUACCAAUGUUAGAUACUAGAGAUAAAGUUGUAGAACGUAUGACUUGUGGUAUCUGCAAUAACUUAUUCGAAGAUGCUACCACCAUAAAUGAAUGUCUCCACACUUUUUGUAAAAAGUGUAUACACAAAAGGUUUUUGGAAGAGGACCAGAAGGAAUGCCCAGUAUGUGGUAUCGAAUUAGACUCUAAUCCAAUGAAAAAUCUCAGGCCAGACCAUCUUUUGCAAGCUUUGAGGCAGAAGCUCUUCCUUGGUGAAAGAAAAAGAGACAAGGAACCAGAAAAAGUAGAAAAGUUGCUCUCAGACGCCAUGAAACCAUAUAAGAGAAAACAAAAACCUCUUUCUUCAGUGGGGAACAACAAAAUCAAUGAAUCAAUUCAAUCUGCUCCAACUGAAGAAAGACUAAAGUCGGUUCCUGCUACUAGAAAAAAUCAUGCUCAUGGAAAAAUUACUAAACAAACUGAGGAAUCUGCUAAAAAGGUGACCUUUGAUCCGAAGAUUUUAGUAUGCCCACAUGAGAAAGACAUCAAAAGUGCAAGAACAAAAAGUAUGCAGAUUCAAUCUAAUACUGAGGAAAACAUGGCAAAAAAAAGUAGUGAGGAAGGCAUCGCAUCAUUACUUGACCUAAAUAUUAAUAUGUGGACACCACUAAAUUGUUUGGCAGAAGUUGCAAGAGAAACACUUAGUAAGGAUGACUGCACCGAGGUCCCUGCGAGUGAAACACAUCUUGUUUCUCUUAAUGCUAAAGCCCAGGGAAAAAAACCCUCCGCUGAGGUCCCGGCAAGUGAAACACAUCUUGUUUCUCUUAAUGCUAAAGCCCAGGGAAAAAAACCCUGCACUGAGGUCCUUGCCAGCGAAACACAUCUUGUUUCUGUAAAUGUUAAAGCUCAGGGAAAAAAACCGAUAGUUAAUGAAAAAGAAUCUACUAUGAUAUCUUGUAGUUCGAUGAGAACCAGAAGAAGUCAAGAUUUUCCUUCAAGGAAAGCAACUGAGCCUAAGAGAGCAAUUGUUCCAAAUGUACAAGAUUCUCCUCCAAGAACAGCAAUUGAUUCUGAGAGAAGAAUUAUUCCAACAAUACAAACUAUGGCAAUUACAAACAGUGAAUCGAGUCAAAGAUUUAAGACAAUAUGGUUUUCAUUAGUUGCUUCUGAAAAUCAGAAAAGCGUUUCAUCCUUGCCUCAGAUACCGUCACCCUACUUAAGGGUCAAGGAUGGUAAUUUACCUGUUUCAUAUAUCAAAAAGUACUUGGUGAAAAAAUUGGGUCUUGUUAGUGAGGAUGAGGUUGAGAUCUUUUUGAAGGGUCAUCCAAUGAUUUCUUCAGUGCAACUACACCAGUUAGUGAAGUGGUGGAUUGAGACAAGCACGACAAGCACUAUACAAACAUCUGUUGGUAGCUCAGCCAAGGAUUUUGUGAUGGUUCUAUCAUAUAGUCGGAAGGUUUACCCUCUUGUUUAG
Carica papaya (papaya) is the source of this 1473-nucleotide messenger RNA. The record is from RefSeq and is a predicted model, not a curated record. Lineage: Eukaryota; Viridiplantae; Streptophyta; Magnoliopsida; Brassicales; Caricaceae.